This is a messenger RNA of Lathyrus oleraceus (garden pea), 453 nucleotides long. RefSeq lists its product as uncharacterized. The record is from RefSeq and is a predicted model, not a curated record. The coding region runs from base 1 to 453 and encodes 150 amino acids. The transcript has a single exon. NCBI's taxonomy places the organism in Eukaryota, Viridiplantae, Streptophyta, Magnoliopsida, Fabales, Fabaceae.
AUGAAAGGCCUCUCUAAACAAGUCCGAAAUGACUUCAUUAGAGAAGCUGGAGAGAGGUUGCGGGCAUGUCUGGCCAGAGAGGUAGAAGAGAGAUCUAGAAGAGAAUAUAAAGAGAAGGCUCGCUUGGAGGAAGAACUAAGAGUAAGAGAAGAUGCAGAGAAGGCCGCUGAUGAGGCUGCUGCUGCUGAAGCUGAAGCCAAAGCAAAGGCUGAUGCUGAAGAAGCAAUACGCAUAGCUGCAGAAGAAGCUGCUAAGGCUAGGAACGACGCUCUGACUCAGGGGGAGCAAUCUCAUUUUGAUUUCUCUUCUCUCGUAUUGAAGACUCUGGAAGAGCUACAGAAGGAGCAGCAGAUAGUGAGAGCAAGACUGGAUCAACAGGACUCUGUCAACUCCAACAUUCAGAAUUUACUGACUCAGUUGCUUCAGAGGAUGCCACUGCCUCCGAACCCUUAG